Carassius carassius (crucian carp) is the source of this 2234-nucleotide messenger RNA. Its product is annotated as tripartite motif-containing protein 16-like. Bases 86 to 1666 code for a protein of 526 amino acids. The transcript is spliced from 6 exons. The record is from RefSeq and is a predicted model, not a curated record. Gene Ontology annotation, molecular function: zinc ion binding; protein binding. Lineage: Eukaryota; Metazoa; Chordata; Actinopteri; Cypriniformes; Cyprinidae.
CAUGAAUCACCGGAGUUCAGGGAAGGAGAAACUGAAGUGUAGUUGAGCUGUCGUGUGUUGUGUGUCUCUGUAUUUAAGCAGUAAAAUGGCAGAAUUCAGAAUUUCUCAGGAUGAGUUCAUGUGUCCAGUGUGUCUGGAUCUCCUGAAGGAUCCAGUAACCAUCCAGUGCGGACACAGUUACUGUAAGAGCUGUAUUACAGACCGCUGGGAUCAGGAAGAUCAGAUGAGAGUCUACAGCUGUCCUCAGUGCAGACAGACCUUCAGUCCAAGACCUGCUUUAGCUAGAAACACUGUGCUGGCUGAACUGGUGGUGAAACUCAAGAAGACCAAACGUCCUGCUGACUGUGACGCUGGAGCUGGAGAUGUACAGUGUGACGUCUGUACUGGAAGAAAAUACAAAGCCGUCAAGUCCUGUCUGAUAUGUCAGGAAUCUUACUGUGAAACUCAUUUCAACCGUCAUGAGGAAUUUUAUUCACGUAAGCCACACAAAGUGAUUGAAGCCACUGGACGACUGCAGGAGAUGAUCUGCCAGAAACAUGAGAAACAUUUGGAAAUGUACUGUAUUACUGACCAACAAUGCAUUUGUGAGCUGUGUACAAAAUAUGAGCAUAAAAACCACAACACUGUAUCAGCCGCAGCACAGAGGACAGAGAAACAGAAGCAGCUGAAAGAGAUGCAGAAGACGUUCCAGCAGAGAGAUAAAGAUCUCCAGCAGCUGAGAGAGACUGUGGAGUCUCAUAAGCGCUCUGCACAGACAGCAGUGGAGGACAGUGAGAGGAUCUCUGAGCUGAUACGACUGAACAGAGAUCAGGAAAAGACUGCAGUGAGUCGAGCUGAAGGACAACUGAAGCAGAUGGAGCAGGAGAUCAAUGAUCUGAGGAGGAGAGACGCUGAGCUGGAGCAGCUUUCACACACACAGGAUCACAUCCAGUUCCUGCAGAGUUUCCCGUGUCUCUCAGCACCUCCUGAAUCUACAGAAGGAAAUGAUGAUCUCUUCUGUUCUCUCGUCUCUUCUGAUGGUCUGAGAGAAUCUGUCCAUCAGCUGAGAGACAAACUGGAGGAUUUCUGCAAAGAGCAGCUCAAGAAGAUCUCAGACAGAGUCACAAUCACCAACAUUGUUCCCAGAACCAGGAAGGACUUCCUACAAUAUUCCCAUCAGCUCACUCUGGAUCUAAACACAGUGAAUAAAUUCCUCUGUCUGUCUGAGAAUAACAGAGUGAUUACUGCCACUAGAAAAGUACAGUCGUAUCCUGAUCAUCCAGACAGAUUUGAUGUGUAUGUUCAGGUGUUGUGUAGAGAGAGUGUGUGUGGACGCUGUUACUGGGAGCAGGAGUGGAGUGGAGGUGUUCGUAUAUCAGUGUCAUAUAAGAGCAUCAGCAGGAAGGGUUCAAGUAAUGAGUGUUCAUUUGGAUGUAACGAUCAGUCCUGGAGUUUGUUCUGCUCACAUUCCAGUUACUCAUUCAUAAACAAUAACAAAUGGACUGAUCUCCCUGUAAAGUCCAACAGAGGUAAAAUAGGAGUGUUUGUGGAUCACAGUGCAGGAACUCUGUCCUUCUACAGCGUCUCUGACACAAUGAGCCUCAUCCACACAGUCCAGACCACAUUCACUCAGCCGCUCUAUCCUGGGUUUGGUGUUUAUAAAGGAUCAUCAGUGAAACUGUGUUAGACUCAGAAUAGAUUGACGUGAUAUUUCACCCAUAAUGCUUUGAGCUGCAUGAUAAAUCAGUAACAGUAGAUGUUACAAAGUCUCUUCUUUUCCCUUCAUGACAUUAAUACUGCAGCUGAAAUUCUUUCACUGAAAUAACAUGUCCGAAUAAUGUGUGUAACAAAUCUUCAUAUAGACAGUAACGUCAGUGUGUGUGAGUCCCCCUGAGUUAUGAUUUGUUUCUGUGUUUUUCUCAAACUCUGGUUUUUUUCACACUCGGUUCGAUUGCCUGGUCCAAACCCGAGCUUGAUUGCUCUUUGGGCAGUAUAAGCGAUAUAUUGAUUGAGUGAUAUAUAGUGAUAGUGUGAGUGGAGCACUGAUGAUACAGGAAACUGAUCCAACACAAAAUAUAUUUCUUUAUGUACAUAAUUUUGUAGGAAAUAUUAAACAUGAACAUAUAUCUGGUAUACGUGUCUGAAAUUGAUUCUAAUAUACAGUACAGUGAAUAAUACAAUACAAGCAUCUCAUACUACAGGUGCAUCUCAAUAAAUUUGAAUGGCACGGAAAAGUUUAUUUAUUUCAUUAAUUC